Messenger RNA from Tarenaya hassleriana, 1929 nucleotides. RefSeq lists its product as uncharacterized. The record is from RefSeq and is a predicted model, not a curated record. Lineage: Eukaryota; Viridiplantae; Streptophyta; Magnoliopsida; Brassicales; Cleomaceae. The coding region runs from base 355 to 1755 and encodes 466 amino acids. The transcript has 2 exons.
CUAUAUAACAAUUUCAAUGGUAAUGCUUCGACCCGGUUCAAUAAGAAGAUAUAACACUGUAGAGUUGGUGGGUUAACAUAAGGGGAGAGAGCACAAGAGAAAAAAAAAAAAAGCGUAAAGCUAAAGCAAAACCCCCCCUCGAAGCCUAUAGCUAAGCGUCACAGCACUUUCCCUCUCUUUCAAAUCCUCUCGUCCCCUUAGAUUUCCCUUCAUGAUCCAUCACCAAAAAGAACCCUGAUUUCGAAUCGCAAUCUCUUCGCAAAACCCAAUUUGAAAAACUCUUUCUUUGUUCUUGCUCUCUGUUCUGAUUCUGCAGAUUUUUCAGGGAAGUGAAGAGACAGUUACAGAUCCACCAUGAUAGAGAGGGAGAAGAGAGCGGUGGAGCGAAACGACGACGUUUCGUUGUCUUCCGACGUGCACUACUACAGUACCUCGUCGGAGCUUCCAUGUCGGAAGCACCCGUCGGUCUCCGCCGUCGGGAUAUGUCCGUACUGUCUGAACGACCGCCUGGUGAACCUCGUUUGCUCCGAAUGCGGCGAACAGAGGCUGUCUUCUUGCUCCUGUUCGGAUCUCUCUCCCAACCGGAGCUCGAGCGCCGCCGCCGAUCUCGGAAUCGUUGGUCGGAUCUCAUUUCUGAUAGACAACGAGAAGACCAGAAACAACAACAAUAGCAACAGCGAAGGGACGAAACCGGGGAAGGUGGUGAAGGCGAAGGGACAGAAAACAGAGCAAGUGAUCGUGUUCGAGAGGAGCAGCAGCAGUCGUGUCGAGAUCAAAAGGAAGGGUCACGGGCUUUGGAGAAUCGGGAGAUUUUUCCGGAAAAUGAACCCGAAACGGGACAGAGAUUUCGCGGUGAAGAGUGUAUACGGUGGUGGGUUCGACGAAAAGGGCGAUUCUUGGGGAUUAGAUUACAACGAUGGUAAGAAAAUGGGGGUGUCGAGAUCGAGAUCGCUCUGCAGUUUCAGGGGAACAGGGUAUUUUGUCGGUUCGGAAGACGGGUCUUCGUAUUCUGGAGCAAGGAGCUCCUUUUCAGCAGCAAGAAGGAGCUCGAGCGUCAAUGGCGGAGUAGGGUUUCGAGAUACAGAGCCUAGGAGGAGCGGUUUUGAGGGGAGGAAAAGCGGUUUCAGUGAAGCGGAGCAUCGGAAAAGCGGUUUCAGCGAAGCGGAGCCGCCGCGGAGAAGCUGCUUCGAAGGACGGAAGAGCAAUUUCAGCGAGACGGAGCAUCGGAAGAGCAAUUUCAGCGAGCCGGAGCCACCGCGGAGGAGCUGCUUCGAGGCGAGGAAGAGCAAUUUCAGUGAAACAGAGCACCGGAGAAGCAAUUACAGCGAAACAGAGCAACGAAGAACGAAUCUCGACCCGAGAAGGAGCAAUUUCAGCGAAUCGGAGCUAAGAAAGAGCGAGACAGCGAAUUUCACGAGAAGGGUGUUUUCUCUGAAGGAGAGUUACUUCACUGGAGGGGAAGAACCGGGAUUCAUCGAUCUGAAAUUCGAUUUCUCAUCGUCUUCGGACAAGGACAAGCAAGAUUCCUGCUCUGUUCGGUCGUACAGAGACGGAGUUAUAGGUAGAAACGACGGCGUUCUGGACCACGGAGGAGGAGGGUCUUGUCGGAUAACGGCGAGGGAGCGAGAGGUGAGGAAGAACAGGAGAAGCUUCAAGGGAAAGGGAUGGAGAUGGAUCUUCGGACAUCAUCAUCAGACAGUGAAAAACAGAGAUACAGAGGAAGAACAUCAACGCGAUGGUGAUUACGAAACUUGAAGAAAAGAGGAGAUUUUCAGACAAUAAAGAAGGAAGAAGCUGUCUUCGUAGUAAUCCAAUGUCAAUCUUAGCCAAAGCUCAUAUGUAUUUUUUUUCCUCUUUUUGUUGGGGUAAAUGUUUUAUGAUCAUUCUGUUUGUUGAAUGUUUUAAAGGAUAAAUUCAUGGGUUGCAGCA